Hydra vulgaris (swiftwater hydra) is the source of this 1912-nucleotide messenger RNA. RefSeq names its product alpha-(1,3)-fucosyltransferase 11. Gene Ontology annotation, cellular component: membrane. Gene Ontology annotation, molecular function: alpha-(1->3)-fucosyltransferase activity. The record is from RefSeq and is a predicted model, not a curated record. Lineage: Eukaryota; Metazoa; Cnidaria; Hydrozoa; Anthoathecata; Hydridae.
CCAAAAAAAACUUUUUUUAAAUAAGAGAUUUUUUUUCCCUUAUCAUAGAUUACCUUUGUAUGUAGAUGGUUGUCCUUCUCAGUCUGAAGUUCUGGCUUGUUGCUGUUUUAAAAUGACAUUUUAUAGAAAUUACAUAACAGUGUUAUUUUUUGUUACUUAUAGUUAUUUUGCUUGUUUUAUUAUAAUUUAGAAUUUUUUGUUUCAUUUAUUAUGAUGUUUGCAUUACAUUAAAAAUUAGUAUUUUAAAGCAGACUUGUAUGAGAUGAGCUUAUUUGCAAAACUUUAUAUUGUUAUUGGAAUUGUCAUCGUUGUUGGAAGCCCUGAUGAUGGUUUUUGCACCAAAGAUGAUUGUAGUACAACUAAUUUAUCUAAAUCUAGCAACAUUGCUCGUAAAUUUUCUGACUUCAAAAAUCUUCCACCCUUAAAUGAUAAGAUCUAUUUAAUCAAGGAAACUGAAAUGCCACAGAUACUUUGGUGGUAUUCUGAUUCCAUAUAUCCUCAUUCAUAUGAAAAUCAAAUAAAAUGCAAACUUGGAUCUUGUUCAGUUACAAAAGAUCGUAAACAACUAAAGAACAGUUUGACUAGAGGAAUUAUAUUUUAUGGUACAUCUUUUGAUGCUAGAGACUUACCUUUGCCUAGACUACCACAUCAUGAAUGGGCAUUAUUCCAUGAAGAAUCUCCAAAAAACAAGUGGAUGUAUUCUACUAAAUUGGGUAUAAGCUUGUUUAAUCAUACCGCUACAUUCAAGCGGGAAUCAGAUUAUCCGUUAUCUACUCAAUGUUUAAAAGAUACAGAUGAAUGGCUUGAUAAGAAAUUUUUUGUUGAAACAAAAGAAAAGAACAGGUUACAAAAAGAAUUAGGUCUUGCUCCAGUUGUGUAUUUUCAACGUGACUGCGAUCCUCCUUCUGAUCGAGAUACUUACGUAAAAGAGCUAAUGAAGUAUAUAGCAAUUGACUCCUAUGGGCCUUGCUUGAAUAACAAAAAGCCGCCGGAUGAAAUUAACGGUUUCCACCAUUUAUCAAGCGAUUCCUACUACCAUUUCUUAGCCCGUUAUAAAUUUCAGUUGGCGUUUGAAAACUGUCUGUGUCAAGAUUACAUGACAGAAAAACUGUUUCGACCUCUACAUAUUGGAUCAGUUCCCGUGUAUUUAGGUUCUCCUUUAGCUGAAGAAUUCAUGCCUAGUGAAAAAGCUGUCAUCAUGGUUGAAGAUUUUGAUUCUCCACGGAAACUGGCGGAAUAUUUAAAAAAGCUUAAUGCAAAUGAUGAAAGUUAUGAUGAAUAUUUGAAACAUCGGUACACUGGCAAAUUCUCAAACCCAAAACUUGAAAUUUCAUUGAAGCUUCAAAAAUGGUCGUUGCCGAACAAAUAUCAAAAACCAAACUUUGGUUACUUCAUGUUUUCUGGAUUUUCUUGUCAUGUUUGUGACAAAUUGCACGAACGAAACGACCUUUUACGUAAGCAUUUAGAAAAUCCAGCUAACAGGAUUUUGCCUCCAAGAGUAGCCAGUCAUGAUCACAUGGGUUGUCCUGAGCCUAGACCUAUACUAGCUAAUUCAAAAAGAAAUACAUAUGGAAAAUUAGCUUUUGAAGACGGUCAAAAAGAAGCAGAAGCAUUAUUACAAAUGAUUCGGGAAAAUGAAACUGAUUCUACAAUUUAUAGUUCAAAAUAUUUGAAAAUCAAAACUCAAAGUUAUUUUUAAAACGUUUUUUUAGCAAUUUUAGUAAGAUUAUGACAGAUGGACUGCUUAAUAUUGUUUAUAAAAUUAAAAAAAAUUUUAAUUUUAAAUUAUUUAUCAUAAAUUAUUUAUUAUAACUAUUUAUACAGUUGCCGGAUAUUAUUGUUAUUUUCUUUUUAGACGUGUGUUAUGUGCUUAAGAUAUGUUUAUAAAAAAAUAGAAGUGCUAUUUUGAGAA